This is a messenger RNA of Castor canadensis (American beaver), 1985 nucleotides long. The record is from RefSeq and is a predicted model, not a curated record. Lineage: Eukaryota; Metazoa; Chordata; Mammalia; Rodentia; Castoridae.
CUCUAUGGCUCAAACCACACCUCCAGUCCAUUUUUCUCAUUUGGCUAUUUUGGAGAGGAGGUCUCAGGAACUGUUUACCCUGUCUGGCCUCAAAUGGCCAUCCUCAAGAUCUCAGCCUCCCAAGUAGCUAGCAUUACAGGGUGAGUCACGGGCGCCCAGCCAACCCUAAAUCCUUAAUAGCUUUGAGCUUAAUAGUUUUUUCUGCACUGGGCCCUGCAAACCGUACAGUUCCUCCUGCCUCACAUUUUGUCCAGGGAGGUGGAGGCAGACCCCAGCAGUCACUCAGAAAAGUGGGUGGCAGAGUCACCUCAAGGCAGGUGAUUCCCUCUCUGACCACAAAUAUCCUACUUUCGCCAUUGCCCCUGCAGAGGGGGUCCUAAAAGGGUCUCACAUCCACCUCCCCAAGCUCCACCCCUCCAGUGUCCUGGGACUUGUUCAGUGGUUCCCACUGCCAGAAAUCAGCGUCCUUCAAAGUUCUUUAAAAGUGGCCACAGCUGUAAUCCCAGCACUAAGGAGGAGGGGAGGAUCACGAGUUCCGCGCCAUCCUUGACUACACAGCGAGACCCUGUCUGGAAGAAAUGGUCCUCUAGUCUCCAUUCCCCCUUUUGGGUCUCCCAGCUUUGGGGCAAAGCAAAGCAGCGCUGCCCGCCAUGCUCGCCUGCGGCCGCCAGGGGGCGCGCGCGCCUGGGGCUUGGACACCAGCCUCCCGGGGGCUGCCGUUCACCCAGAGCUUGUGGGAUGGGGAAACUGAGCAAGAGAGCGAGGACCCCUCGGGCUGCGCCUGCCCCUGCGUGGCCCUCUGCAGGCCUGCCCAUCUCUCGGGGUGCCUGAGCAUCUCCCCACUGUCCCCCAGCACGGCGGAGGCGGCCGCCCUGGAGCGGGAGCUGCUGGAGGAUUAUCGCUUCGGGCGGCUGCAGCUGGUGGAGUUGUGCGGCCAUGCUAGUGCGGUGGCUGUGACCAAGGUCUUCCCUUUAACCUCUCUGUCACGGAAGCAGAGGACAGUGCUGGUCGUGUGUGGCCCGGAGCAGAACGGGGCGGUGGGGCUGGUGUGCGCCCGACACCUGCGGGUGUUUGAGUACGAGCCCACCAUCUUCUACCCCACUCGAUCGCUGGACGGGCUGCACCGGGACCUGACCACGCAGUGUGAGAAGAUGGACAUUCCGUUCCUGUCCUACCUGCCCACCGAGGUGCAGCUCAUCAACGACGCCUACGGGCUGGUGGUGGACGCCGUGCUGGGCCCCGGCGUGGAGCCUGCGGAGGCCGGCGGCCCCUGCACCCGCGCGCUGGCCACGCUGAAGCUGCUGUCCAUCCCGCUCGUGAGCCUGGACGUCCCCUCAGGCAGGCAGGGCACGCGGGGCGGGGGCGGGAGGAGGCCCAGCCUCAGUUUCCCCAGCGUGAAGGGAGCGUGCUCUCUGGCUGAGGCCGACAGUCACGCCCGUCCCAAGGAUGGAAAGACCAAGGCUGCCGCGCCAGGUGACCCCGGUCCCUCCUCCCCCGUAGCCAGCCCAGCUUGCCCGCUGCCACCCCUGGCCCAGUUGCCCAGGGCAGACGUGAGCUCACUCGGCAAAGGCCGCGCCCGCCCUGGCCGCCGCCCCGCGCCUGCUGGAGCCAUUAGGCCACAGAGAGACGCAUAAACAGCCACUGGCCAGCCGGACCCUCUGCGGGGGUGGCUGGACUCUGGGGGAUCCCGCGGGAUCCCGGGGCCAUCCUAGCGCGGGAGAGGGGCAAGGGAGGAAGUGGACUGUCUAGUCUGAGGGGGGGAGGCUCCUGCCCCAACAGGUAGCCUAGGACAGAGAGGGGCCCUGUCUGCUGGGCCUUUAGUCAGAGGGAGGAGCCACUCCCGCUUAGUGGCCCCAGAUUCAGGUCAGAGGGAGGAGGGAAGGCGAGGACCCCAGUCUGACGAUGGAGGCUCAUCCUGGGGUGAGCAGGCUGCCACCCAUGGAGGGGUCUCGCAGGACCUCGUGAGGGGGAGACCGGGCCGGUCA